AUGCCAGUUAUAAACAACAGUCAACGAGACAAGCGUGCCUCUUCCUACCGCCGAGCGUUCGGUGGUCAAACCUCCUUCUCUGCCGGAAAAGGCGGAGGUGAUAUUGCAACGAUGUCACAUGACGAUAUCCAGCUCAUGUACGCUGCCGGUCGACAAAUCAACGAAAAAGAAACAAUGGGCAAUUUGAACAACCGAUUCGCCAACUACAUCGAAAAAGUCCGCUACCUCGAGGAACAGAACAAAAUUCUAGAGCUCAAGAUCAAGCAGGCCUCGAAGCGACAGUCGGAAAUCGAGAAAAACGAAGAAAAGGGCGAUGAAAUCAAAAGCUUCAGAAUCAACAUCGAUGAUAUCACGAUGAUCAAAGUCAGAUUGCAAGUCGAAAGAGACAAUUUGAAGGGAGACGCGGUCGAAUUGACCCGAAAACUCGAAGACGAAAACGCUCUGCGAAACGACCUGGACGACGAGCUCCAGCGACUCAGAAAAGACGUCGACGAUGCAACUAUGGUCAGAGUCGAUCUUGAGCGAAAAAUCGAAACUCUUCGCGAAGAACUCGAAUACAACAGAAAAGUGCACUCGGAAGAGAUUGAAGACUUGAAGGAGCAGAUUGCUUCGCAAGGAAUCAACGUCGAAGUCGACGGAAUCACGCCGGAUAUGAACGAAAUUCUCAGAGAUAUUCGAAACGAAUACGAGCAGAUUGCGAUCAAAAACAGGGACGAGGCAGAAGAAUGGUACAAGAAAAAGUGCGAAGAACUCGAAGAAAAAUCACGAAAUACUCAAACCGAGCUCGAAAAAGUCAACAUGGAAAUCAACGAGUACAGAAAACAAGUCACCCAGCUCGAGAUGGAGCUUGAAUCGCUCAGAGGAACUAACGAUUAUCUCGAGCGAAAUCUUGCCGAUACGGAGAAGCGAUCAGAAAUCGAAAUCAACAGCUACCAGCAGCGGGUUAAUCGUCUUCAAGCCGAGUUGGAUCGAUCUACGGCCGAUAUGAAGAAGCAUUUGGCGGAGUACAAGAACUUGAUGAAUGUCAAACAAUCUCUUGAAAAGGAAAUCGAUACGUACAGAAAUCUCCUGGAAGGCGAAGAAGGUAGAUUAUCUACUCUUGGUUCUGGAACUGACGAUAACGAGUCUGAUUCAAGUGAGUCUCAAAAAGUCGAAGUGAAAAAACACAGAGUGGUAAUUAAAACUAAAGACGCGGGAAAAGCGGAAGCUAAAGAAGAAUCUUCUUCAAGCGAGGAAGAGACCUCUAGCGACGAUGAUGACAGCUCUUCCGACGAUGAUUCAUCAGAAUAA
This is a messenger RNA of Oikopleura dioica, 1290 nucleotides long. NCBI's taxonomy places the organism in Eukaryota, Metazoa, Chordata, Appendicularia, Copelata, Oikopleuridae. The record is from the annotation of a GenBank genome assembly.